AUGUCUUCCAACGCCACAUAUGACUUUGUCGUGCCCAUCUUCAUCAAGGGCCUCACAACAUACGACCACAUUCUCUCCAAGGCUGAGGCAUACGCAAAGGAAAAGGGCGUUGAUGUCGACGCAACUUUCUUCGAGGCACGUCUGGUCGACGACCAGUUGCCGUUGAACUUCCAGGUCCAGAUCACGGCCAAGAUCGCACAGAUCAACCUCGGCCGCCUGACGGGACAGGAGAUCACGCCCUUCGAAGCUGAUGAGAAGACUGUGGCCGGUCUCCGGAAAGUGGUUCAGAAGACACUCGACCUGCUGAAGUCUGCCGACGCAAGCAAGGCCGCUGGGAGGGAGGAGGCCACCGUUGACCUUCCUGCCCUCGGAAAGACACACAAGUCUACCGUCAAGGCUGCAGUGGUCAACCACGGUCUUCCCAACUUUUACUUCCACUUGGUCACCGGCUACUCGAUCAUCCGCGCCAGGGGUGUGCAGGUUGGCAAGGCCGACUACCUUUCUAGUUUCUUGGGAUUCUAG
Molecule: messenger RNA, 522 nt
Organism: Diaporthe citri
Lineage: Eukaryota; Fungi; Ascomycota; Sordariomycetes; Diaporthales; Diaporthaceae
Exons: 2
Coding region: 1-522 (173 amino acids)
Source: RefSeq, a predicted model, not a curated record